AGCAGCACAGUCGUGUUUUAGAGUUCGUUGAGAUCGCAUCGUCGCGCUCGAAAAGAUACCAAAAGUCAUUAAGCAAAGUUUAUUCUUGAAAUUGUUUAAAACAAUUCUCUAGCAUUGUGUAUUAUUGAUAUAAUCUUUUAAUAUCGCAAUAUUAUAACGAUGAGUUCGGAAAACAAGAAAAGUGAAGUUGAGGUUGAAAAUGUUGCCGCCGCCGACGAGAAAGCAGAGCCCAAGGAAUUAAAAGGAGUCAAACGGCCCGCCGAUGAGAAAAACGCUGAAUCGAAAAAAGUGAAGAAAGAUGAAAAUGGCGCGGGAGAGGAAGAAGAAGAUGUAGAGGAUGAGGGUGAGGAGGUAGAGGGAGAAGAUGAAGAGUACGACCUUCCCUAUGGUGAAGAAGAGGACAUAGAAGCUGAAGACGAAGAGGAAGAAGAAGGCGAUGAGGUCGAUGGCGAGGAAGAGGAUGAGGAUGCGUAAUAAUGAGAUACUGAGUAAGAGUGAGACUAAGUAAAAUAGACAUAGGUGAUUUAUUAUUUCGAUUUGCGUUCAAUCUGCAAAUAAUAAGCAUAUGCAACCAUGAACAUUGUGAAAUUUGUUUGUGUAUAUAUUUUAAAACAACAAAGGAAAUCCUACCAUAGACCACAAAUACAUCCAGGUAUAAGUUUUCUGAUUUAAAUUCUAAUAAAUCCAAGAUUGCCCUACAUCAACAAGUUAGUCAACAGCAACAAAUUGUGAGGUCACUUGUAGAUGAGCCAGUGAAACAUUAUUGAUGCAAAGGAAAUAAUAAUUAAACAGCAUGGAUUUAUAUAUGCAUACUUCAUUCAACUCUUUCAGUUUGAAUCAUGUGGUCAGAAAUGUUAUCGAAAUUGUCAAGUUAUUCAAAAAUCAAUUGUGUAAAACUCGAGAGUACCGCGUCCAUUGUGCAGCAUUCAAAUAUACAUUGAGAAAGCUUUAACAUUAUAAGUACACAUGUAUAAGCUCACGAAAGUAGCAAAUUCGAUCUGCAAACAAAAAUUUAACUAUAAAUUUCAAAACAGCUGUGCUUAAUUUAUUGUGCUGAAGCGCUAUUAGCGGGAAAGUUUGCAAGGCUUCUAUAUUUAUUUUAGUUCUGUACCUUUAAUUACAACUUAAUAUAAUUUGUAUGAUAAUUGUUAGAAUAAAACAAGCCAGUCCAUAAUCAUUUCGAGAGAAAAAAGGCAAUGUCGAGAUGUUUGGCUAUUUGUAGUGAGUAAUUAUGCAACAAUCUACCCGGUACCCGUUCAUGCUAGAAUAUGAAUGCUUAACUGAUAAAUUGCAUGGAGAUCACGGAAUCAAAACAAUGAUAUAAAUCGACCACAUUACGCAUUUUGUCGCAGGUCUAUUAGCUUUUUAAAAAUAUCAUUUUCAUAUUUAAGUUUCCAUGUCUGUGCAGUAGUUUUGUUUCCAUAAAAAAAAUAAAAAUAAGUAAGUUACACUGAGCAAUUGAUUUGAGACAACAGAACGAAUUAUCACGAGACACAAGUGAACAACAGUAUGCAUUCUCCCAUGUAUUACAGAAAUAAACAACAUGUGUUUUUAAA
This is a messenger RNA of Toxorhynchites rutilus septentrionalis, 1556 nucleotides long. Its product is annotated as acidic leucine-rich nuclear phosphoprotein 32 family member B-like. NCBI's taxonomy places the organism in Eukaryota, Metazoa, Arthropoda, Insecta, Diptera, Culicidae. The record is from RefSeq and is a predicted model, not a curated record. The transcript is spliced from 3 exons. Bases 160 to 474 code for a protein of 104 amino acids.